AUGAAUAAGAGUGACAAUGUCUUCUAAAUGUUGGAAGAGCCUGUCUACAUCCUCCAAGAAAGAUAACAACAACAAAAAACAUUGAAAGCAUUGAAAUAGGCUAAGAAAGUACUUAAAUAAGACCCAGAUCUUUCGAAGGGCCGUGGUUGAUUGAACAUAUUAUAACAUAUUAAAAUAAUAAGUUAGCAUAUUAAAUAAGAUUUAAAAAUAAUUAAAAA
Molecule: messenger RNA, 218 nt
Organism: Paramecium tetraurelia
Lineage: Eukaryota; Ciliophora; Oligohymenophorea; Peniculida; Parameciidae
Exons: 3
Molecular function (GO): GTP binding; GTPase activity
Source: RefSeq, a predicted model, not a curated record